AUGGCGUCCAUCCCUUCUCCGACCCCUGGUGUUGUUGCUGCUCCAGAUGUUGCAUCUUCCUCUUCAACUCGUGAAGGAAUCAUUCCAGUCGUGCCUUCUUCAUCCUCUUCGGUUCAUCAGCAUCCUCCUCCACCUACCUCUUAUCCGAGAAGCUCUGCUUCUCCUGCCAGCAUUCAUGGUGGAUUCGGAGUUCCGUUUGCCUCUGUAGCACCCCCCUGUCAACCUUCUCAAAUGGAUUGUACCUACCACUUGGGAAUUGGAGACAACCCCAACUUUCUGAUUUCUCCUCAGAUUCUAACAGGUCAAGAAAAUUUCCAAUCAUGGAAGAGAGAUGCUUCCAUUUCCAUAGCUGCCAAGAACAAAACUCAGUUCAUAAAUGGGUCUCUGCCUCAACCCUCUCUGUCAGAUCCUUAUUUCCAUGCUUGGGUUCAAUGUAACAAUAUGGUUAUGGUUUGGAUAUUGCAAUCUGUUUCCCGUGAAAUUGCUGCCAGCAUAAUGUUUCAGGAUUCAGCCACUACUAUGUGGGAUGACCUUCAUGAAUGGUUCAACCAAGGCAAUGGCCCUAGGAUUUUUCAGCUCCAAACUUCUGUCCACACCAUCAAACAAGGAGACUCUGAUGUCAAUUCUUACUUUACCCAUCUCAAAACUAUUUGGGAUGAGCUCAUAGAAUUUCAGCCAAUUGUUCCUUGCUCAUGUGGCUGCAAAUGUGGUGAUGUUGAGAGACUUCUUGGAUACUAUCACAGAGAUCAAAUACUGCAGUUUCUUGCUGGGCUCAAUGACUCCUAUACUCCGGUGCAGGCUCAAAUUCUUCUCUGUGAUCCUCUUCCAUAUUUGUCCAAGGUCUUCUCCAUGGUGGCUCUAGAAGAGCGUCAAAGAAGUCUCGGCCACUCCACACCUUUCAUUGCUGCUGGUGGAGUUUCUAACACUUCAACCAAGCCCCCUACAUCAAGAUCAAAGAAACUAAGACCCAUGUAUUCUCACUGUCUCAAAUCGGGUCACCUGGUGGAAAAAUGUUUCUUUCUUCAUGGAUUUCCCCCUGGGUAUGGUGACAAGCGUCGUCAAGAUGAUGCUCUUAAACCCUCGGUUCAUCAAGCUUCCGCUUCCCCCGUCUUUGCUUCAAUUUUGGGAAAACUGCCUCUGCUGUCCCAAACUGAACUCAGCCAGCGCUUAUCUCUCUUCUAA
Humulus lupulus (European hop) is the source of this 1182-nucleotide messenger RNA. RefSeq lists its product as uncharacterized. NCBI's taxonomy places the organism in Eukaryota, Viridiplantae, Streptophyta, Magnoliopsida, Rosales, Cannabaceae. The transcript has a single exon. The coding region runs from base 1 to 1182 and encodes 393 amino acids. The record is from RefSeq and is a predicted model, not a curated record.